Molecule: messenger RNA, 1315 nt
Organism: Chilo suppressalis (striped riceborer)
Lineage: Eukaryota; Metazoa; Arthropoda; Insecta; Lepidoptera; Crambidae
Source: the annotation of a GenBank genome assembly
GUGCAAUCUAUAUUGUAAUACAGAGUUUAGAGGCCUUUUGUUUCACAAAAUAAGCCCAAAACCAACUCAAUGAUCAUGAAUUAUGAAUAAAAAUGUAUACACAAUGAAUUCAGUUUUGUCUGAGGAUUUAUUUGGAUUGGAUUAUUUAAUUGGAUGGAUUAUUUUUGUAAAUAAGGGCUUGGAAUAACGUUGGGAACAACACAGAACACAAACAGAGGUAUGUUCUGUGGGGAACAAGUAGGAAAAGAAGCUCAACAUUCUUGUGGCUUUUUAAAAAUAUCAUUGUGAAUUUUGUAAGCUAUUUAUACAUUUUGAAUUAUUUGGAUACACAGAAAUUCGUACUUCUUGUUUGAUUAAAAAAAUGUUUCCCAUACUUUUGAGGAAUGCGACUGAUCACAAUAUUGGGUAAUUUUCGUGGUUUUUAAUACAUACCGACUAGUUUGGUUAGUGGGCGCUGGUGGGUCACAGGUUCGAACAAAAUGCCUAUUUACCUAUCUAUAGUUAAAGCUUGCCAGGCCUUUACGGGACAGGAGCAAUUACAUAUAUUGCCGAUUUUUUUUAAAUGCUACCAUUCAAUAUAGCAGUAGUAUUCGUUUUAAAAAGCUAAAUAUUAUGCUUUAACAGGUCAUACUUGAAAAUUCAGACCGCAUUAUAUAGGUACUAGGUACGCUUUCUUAGGACAAAUUAUCUUUUCCUUUAGAAAAACAUACUUAAAUAACUACCUAGAACCUUAAAAUCAAAGAGAAGCCACGUAUCCAACUGCCUCUUUCAGUGAUAUGACUACAGUCGUAAUCCUCAAUUCUAAUAUUAGUGGCAUAUCAAUAAUAUUUAUACAGGCUAUCUCCCUGGCGAGGUUACAUCGCACCGCCACUGGUUCUAUUUAUCCAAAUGUAUUUCCCAACAGUAGUCAGUGUUCAGAUGCGACUGAGCCAUUUACAACUAUGUGGAAGACUUUACUUUAAUAUUUUCGUUGCGUUUUUUAAAACAUUCCAAUUUCGAAUUGUUAUGUUCUAAUUCGAAUUUGAGAAAUUCAAGUGAUUUGAGGUAACAAUUGAAAAAGUUUUGUAAAGUUUAAAAUGCUUGUGUUGGAACCUCUUUUCGAAGGAGUCUUAUGUUUUUUUUGUGAUUGAAAAGUGAUGUGAUUUCCAAGAUGACAUCUUUGGGUAUUCCUACGGAAGCUCCAAUUCACACUAUACUGUAUACAUCCGCUUACUCACAAAAACCUGUAAAGGCAACACCUAAAAAGCCCGUAUUCGGUUGCACGAAAGACAUUACUCGAAUUCGGGCACCCGAAGCAAUAUUUAAACUAGAAUAG